Molecule: messenger RNA, 2034 nt
Organism: Nerophis lumbriciformis (worm pipefish)
Lineage: Eukaryota; Metazoa; Chordata; Actinopteri; Syngnathiformes; Syngnathidae
Source: RefSeq, a predicted model, not a curated record
AUGGAAUCCCAAUUUGCUAAUUUGCGCCACCGGGACAACAGCGUGGCCAUGCUGAGGGUCAAAAUGUUCCGCCGAUCGAGCCAAACACUGAAGGAGAAUCGAGAGCGGCUUUUAGAUGCACGAAGACCGCUAGCUGAUCUCCAGGAGCUUUCGUGUCUAGGAGAUGACUCCGUUGUGACCAACUUGUCUGCAAUGAAAGACAAAACAAACAUCAAGGAAAAACCUGCGAAAAGCAAGGCCAGCGAGGAGAAACUCAAGCAGCUUGCACGCUGGAAAGAGAGAAAGGCCCUUGAAAAGGAAAAGAAAAUCAGGGAACAGAAGAAAGUGUUUAGGACUGGUUUAUAUCAUCAUAAAGACACUAUCUUUCCCUUGCCUCCACUACCGGAAGCUUCGGCUGCAAAAACUGUUCCAAUGCAGAGCAGCAGAGUCACUCGCUCCAUGAAGCAGCAACAGCCAUUACAGAAGCCACUGAAGACACAGACUUUAAAUACAGCAGCAAAGAAAGAUCCACCUACCAUGAGACAAACCAGGGGAGCGACCAUCAAACCUUCUUCCGCUGUGGCUAAACCCAAAAUUUGUGCUGUGACACCUAUUGUGUCGACCAGAUCAGCCAAUAAGCCUGUUGCUGCAGCCCCCGCAGUGAAAAAGCCAACAGAUAACAAAUCUCCAGCUGAUGAACCAGUUGAGAAGCCCAGCUCGUUCGCUCCUGAGGGCUUCGUUUUCCAAGCACCGGAAGGCUUGAAAGCCUUCGAAUUCGUACCUCUCACUCCUCGCUCGGCAGAUCGAUUUCUUUCCCCGAAGUUUACGGCCGCUAGCUUCAAUUUCUUGCCUGCUGCGGAGGACACUGAUGCAAUUCCAGCUGAGCCAAGUGAAUCUUCUCCUCUGAAAUCCACUCCGAUAGAGGCUCCUCCUAUUCCAAGCAGCCCUGUUGAAUCAAAACAUGAUGUUCCAUACUUUAGGUCGGAGAUGGCCAACGAGACAAACAGACUGACUGCGCUUUGUGCGCAGUGGGAUACCAAAGUGCACGAUGAGUCGAUUCCUGAAGAAAUGAGAGGUCGCAUUCGUACAACGGUGGGUCAGGCCAGGCUGCUCAUGAAGGAGCGUUUUAACCAGUUUAGCGGCCUGGUGGACGACUGUGAGCUGCACCGAGGGGAGAAGAUCACCACCUGCAGUGACCUGCAGGGCUUUUGGGAUAUGGUUUAUUUCCAGGUGGAAGACGUGAACAAGAAGUUUGAGUCCCUUCAAGAAGCAGAAGGACGAAAUUGGGUGGAGGAACACAAGCCAACACCAAGGCAGAGGAAAACUGUCAAGCGGAAGCCAACUACAGCACCUGCCAAGCCAGCAGCAACUAAAGCAGCAGCAAAGUCUCGCCUAGCUGAGGUGAAAGCGGCUAUGAGAGCACAGAAGGCAGCAGCUGAGGCAGAAAAGGCUGCAAAGGCAGCGGGUGACAUCGUAGAGGAGCCUAACCCGGCCACGCAAGGAGAUCAAUGUCAGCCUGACACUGUGGUCUUUGAUGGAGGCUUCUUUCAUGUGGAGAGCCCAGCCAAGACACCCAAGACACAGCAAGUUUGCGUGAGAAGAUCCAACCGCCUGAGCACUGCAGCUCCUCCACAGGCCUCUCCCCUCAUGUGCAAUCACACCCCAAGAAGAGUCACUCGACGCUCACUCGCUUUGGGAGCAACUGGAGGAACGCCGGUUCAGUCCAACCUCACUCUCACACCACUUGCCCGUGCCAAUAACCAAACCCUCAGAUGUUCAGAGUCGCCACUGCCUGUCACCCCUCGGCCCUCCAAAAUAGAAAACACUUCAGACAGUAACCAGCUGGGAAAGGCCCUCACUGCACAAUCUGAACAUAUGACAUCCCCGGAAGAAGUUUUGCACACUGUCACAACAGCACCUUCCCCAUUAACCGUGCAGCUACCACAGGGCCAGACAGUAGAGGCAGCUUUGCUUCUCUUCACUCCGAAUCCCAAAGACAGAAUCCGGCCAUCUGUAUGCCCAACUGAUCUCAUGUACUUCACUCCACCGCUGUGA